GUGACCAGCAGGAGUGUGAAGAUGGACUCUAGUGAACUCAUCUGCAGCAGAUCGAGUGAGAUGUUCUCUGAAACUCCACUAGCUGUGACUUACUGGCUAGAAUAUCGAUGUAUCUGUUCUUGCUCCUGUUUCACUUGAGGCUGGCGGUCAUAGUGUAUGGCUGGACAUCCAUCUCCAAUACCACAAGGCUCUUGCCUAUCGUAGCUUCAAGACACCUACAAGGCCCCCACCAGAACAAACUGCAAACAGCAAAGGUAAGGUGAGGGGAUGAGACAGUGGUAACUAACUCUGUGGGAAAGGAUAAGAGCAACCUCCAAAUCAAAACA
This is a messenger RNA of Geodia barretti, 326 nucleotides long. The record is from the annotation of a GenBank genome assembly. NCBI's taxonomy places the organism in Eukaryota, Metazoa, Porifera, Demospongiae, Tetractinellida, Geodiidae.